UCGGAUUGAAACGGUAACGGACGAGACCCUUCAACCACCGGCGGUCACUCUCCAUUAACAGAUUUCCAGUGAAGUGGACGCGAAGAAAUUUACCCAUAAUUAAUAUCUCAUUAAUAACCCCCCCUCUCCCUCUCUCUCUCUGGAUCCUUUGCAGCUAGAUGACCGCCCACCCCAGCCCCCAUUACUAACGACCAGCCUCCAUCUGGUUUCGAUCGAUAUAUUCCUCUGUAUCCCUUGCUUUAUAUUAAUAGAAUCUUUUGUCGCUUUUCCUUACUCCAUUGGCGGUAAUUAAUUGGCAUCAUCUAUCGCUGUUGUGUGGCCGUCCGGUGACUCGGUGAGGGACUUAAAGAGUAUACAUAUAUAGGGGAAGGCAGGUGGCCGGCGUCGAAUAUCAUGGAGAGAUCAGAAGAGGGAGUGGUGGUGAUCGGACGGGCAGAGAUUGACACGCGCGCCCCCUUUCGCUCCGUCAAAGAAGCCGUUUUGCUUUUCGGAGAGAGAGUUCUGGUUGGGGAAGUCUAUGCCCAAAAGCUCAAAGAGAUGCGAACUACAAGUGAAAGUGGAAAUGUUCAAUCCAAAAUUCAAACAGUAACGACCGAGUUGGAAGAGACAAAGCAAAGCCUGCAAAAGGCUAGAGAAGAAGGCAUCCUAAUGGCAAAUUGUCUCAAAUCUCUCAAAGAUGAGCUUCAACAAACAAAGACCGAACUGCGACAAUUGAAAGCCAUUAGAGAACUUGAAAAGGAAACAGCAAUAAUGGAUCCUGAAAUUGAAGAACUCAAGUUCAUUGAAAAUGCACCAAGCAAGGCGCAAACUAAAGUAGAAGUCGAGGAGUCAGAUAUUCAAAAGAAGAGAUACGUCACUUUUGCUAGUCCCCCUUCCCUAGCCCAGGUCAUUAUAAACCAUGAUCACGAAAGUGAAGCUCCUAUGCAAAAGAAGGAUAAGAAGAAGCCUAUAGUUCCUAUAAUUGGAAGGAUGUUCUCCAAGAAGCACGGAAGCAACAAACGACAGUCGCCAAGAGUAGGAGGCCCUUAAUUAGGGUGGUUUGGGGGGGGGGGGGGAGUAAGGACAUAUUUAGUGUGAAAAAUAUAUUUUUAAAAUUUUUCAAAGAAUUAUAAAAAAAUUCAUGUUUCUUUUUAAUUUUUCAACUUUUGCAUAAGAAACUUGGAAAGCAUCUCGCUAUUAUUUUCCAAGUAAAUGUAAAUGUUGAAAAACUAUAAAACAAAGAAGCAUUUUUGUAAUCCUUUGAAAAAAAAACUGAAAAAUAAAAUAUGUUUUUCACAACUACAUAUGUCUUAAACAAUUCCUUCGUAAAUGGACUUACGUAUGCAAAUUCUAUAACGCAGCUAGAGUUUUUCAAGGAUGCUCAUCACAUGCUUAAACAUGAGAAAUGUUUUUGUGAAGAAACGCAGAAGCACUUUACAGUAGCUUAUGAAGAACAUCCUUGAAGAAGACUAUUUCUUACAAUCCUUUAUUAUGAACCUCUUAUGAAGAUACCAAUAAUUGAAAGUGCAUGUGAUUGAUAUCCCCCA
Molecule: messenger RNA, 1526 nt
Organism: Malania oleifera
Lineage: Eukaryota; Viridiplantae; Streptophyta; Magnoliopsida; Santalales; Ximeniaceae
Product: WEB family protein At2g17940
Exons: 2
Coding region: 394-1029 (211 amino acids)
Source: RefSeq, a predicted model, not a curated record